Musca domestica (house fly) is the source of this 1795-nucleotide messenger RNA. It is a transcript of the gene CCHa2, whose product is annotated as neuropeptide CCHamide-2. Gene Ontology annotation, molecular function: neuropeptide hormone activity. Gene Ontology annotation, biological process: neuropeptide signaling pathway. The record is from RefSeq and is a predicted model, not a curated record. The transcript is spliced from 4 exons. Lineage: Eukaryota; Metazoa; Arthropoda; Insecta; Diptera; Muscidae. The coding region runs from base 537 to 992 and encodes 151 amino acids.
UUUCAUUUUGUUUGAAACUUUCGAAAAAUGAACAACGUAUUUGAUCGAAUCAAUGAGUUUUAACUGAGCUCAUGAUCUGAUUUAUUUUUGUAACGAAACGCAACGAAAAAUUGUGACACGAACAACAACAACCACAAAGCAAAUUACAAAAAUUCUAAAACAGAUCCGGCGGCAGUUUUAAUUUCAACAACAACAACAGCUACAACGAAAAUGCAAACAAAAAAUUAAAUAGAAAUUUAAGUGAAAACCAUCUGUGAUUAACAAAAGUACCUUAAAAAAAAGAGUGGAAACACAAACACACACAUACACCUCAUACUCAAACUAUUUUUUAAAAAGAAACGACUUAAUUAUUUAUGUAGAUUAAGGAGACAAAGAAAUCAGUAAUUUGUGCUUACGAACGAACAAAAAAAAUAAAUAAAUCAAUUAUAAAUUUAAAAGCUGCACUUUUUCAAAAUCAGAAAAAGAAAAUUAAAGUGCCAAAAUAGAUUUUAUAUUUGUGGAUACGACAUACAAACGAACAUAAGAUCCUUGUAAACAUGAAACUCUCAAUAUCCUUCUUCCUGGUUGUUAUUUGUACCAUGUGUUUGGCCGCACAACAAAGUCAGGCUAAGAAAGGCUGUAAUGCAUAUGGCUAUGCCUGCUAUGGAGGACAUGGCAAACGUUCGUUGCAUUCACAAAUGCCCGAUAUGGCAACAGGUAUCGACCUGCAGAAUGAACCAAGUCAGCAGCAGCAGCAACAACAACUGCAGCUACAACUACAACACCAUACCAAUCCCAUGCUGCAAAUGUAUCCGAGUGAGGCCAACACCAUGCUUUUGGAUGCCGACCUGGAAGCAUAUCCCCGAUAUCGAUUAAUUAAAAUGAUGAAGUCUUGGUUUGGUAACACCCAUAGAAGGCCUGUGGCUGAACACAAUGCCGAUUCGGAUUAUCCUAUAUCAGAUGAUUUUUUCAAUCGGGAAAAUAACAUCAAUACCAACAACAACUCCUAUUAAGAUCAUGUAACUUGUGCACGCCAAACAAUUACAACUAGCAACCGACCGCAGACCACCACCACCACCACCAUGUUAUAUGCCUACCAAAGAAAGAUUUUAUCUUAAAAAAUCGAUUUUCAAAAAAAUUUCCUUUUGUUUUGUUUUUGUCUUCUGUAUGACAUAAUAUCCAUCAUCAACUAUUAUUUAGAAAAAAAGAAAGAAAAUAAAUGUUGAAAUUGUAAAUAAAACAAAACUUUAGAAACGGUCACAAAUCUCCACGAACGCUUAACUAAACCAAGUACUAUGGAACUGCUAUUUUAUCGUAAAUGUUAAAACAAAUGAAAACUUUAGCUGAAAUUUUUCUUUUCUUAAAGAACAACAAAAACAACAACAAGAAACAAGGGCUGGUAAAAAUUUCAGUUAAAAAAGCAAAACAAAAACCAAAACGAAACAUAAUCCUAAUAUUAUUGUACUAUAUACUAUAAUUCGGUUUGUGUACAACUAAGGAAAGCAAAAGACUACAUAAAAAAUAAUAAGAAUAUUUGAAUAAAUUCUUAACUAGCAUUGUAUGUGUAUAAGACAAUGAAAUGUAUAAGAAACAGAGAGGGAAAAAACAAAACAGAAAAAUAUAUUAUAGAAAUACAAUUUAACAAAAUAUGAAUGUAAACGUUGAGAUUUUAACGCGUUUUUUCAGAAGCUGUCAUUUUACGAUCAUUACAGUUUUUUUAAAUGCGAUUGUAUUUUUUCCUCAUUUAGGAGUUUCUAAUUAUGGACUAGGGGGUUUCAUUUAAUAAAAAAAACACAUUUGGCCUCAAUACGACCAC